UGAACUUUUUUUCAUCUUCUUUGUGGUAUAUUUUAGUGCCUUUUGGUGGUGGAUUAGGUUUUUUUCUUUGUUGAUACACCAGAAAACCAAACACCCAGUUACCUAUUUUAAUUCCUUUCUGUGUUUGUUUUAGUGGGUGGUUAUGGAAAUUAUGUAUCUGCAACUGGGUCACUCUUCUUAUCAAGAUUCUCUCAAGGUUUUAGAGGCUGAUAUUCAACUUGCUAAUGCUUUGGCCGGUGAAAUUCCUAGAGGAAAGCGUGGCGCGCGUCUUCAGAUGAAACUAGUUUAUAAUCAAUGGACUCCCAUCUUGCUUUUUUUGCUGCAACGGAUAGAUUUAUCUUGGAUAUGUCUGCUUCCAAGAUAUUUGAAUCUGUUUCACAUAUUUGUAUAUAAGCAGGUAUAUUCUGAUGGCAGACCAAACUUACCUACGCACGGAAGAAAAGCAACAAUUAAGGAAUUCUACGGUGUUAUAUUACCGUCUCUUCAACGGCUUCAUAGUAAUUUGGAAGAGUUAGAGGGUGUUAAUUUGGGAGUGGAGAUUUCAGCAAAAAAGAAGGUGGAAGGAGAUUAUAAGCUUGCAAAUAUCGAAUUGGAGAGAGAAGAUGAAUGCGGAAUUUGCUUGGAGCCCUGCACAAAAGUGGUCCUGCCUAAUUGUUGCCAUGCAAUGUGCAUCAAAUGCUACCGCAAUUGGAACACGAGGUCCGAAUCUUGCCCCUUUUGCCGCGGUAGCUUAAAGAGAGUUAACUCGGAAGACCUGUGGGUGCUCACUUGUAACAAUGACGUAGUCGAUCCAAAAACAAUUACCAAGGAGGAUUUGUUGCGGUUCUACCUCUAUAUCAAUAGCUUGCCAAAAUACUAUCCAGAUGCUCUUUUCUUAGUGUAUUACGAGUAUCUCAUGUAAAUGAAGUGCAUAAGAGGAUCAAUGUACAGUUAGCAAAAGCCAACCAUCAAAUGUAAAUAUUAGUAUGGUAAGCACAUUUAUCUCCAUCACAUGUAAUUACGUAAAUAACAGUCUGGUAAGCACAUUCGUCUGUGAUGCGCACGGCAACAAAAAAAGGAUCGAUGGCAUCUCGUGCUUGUCUGAGUUUCCAUAUGACAGUGCUCUCAUAAUCAAAUUUCAAACUUGCAUUCUCGUAAA
Molecule: messenger RNA, 1138 nt
Organism: Mercurialis annua (annual mercury)
Lineage: Eukaryota; Viridiplantae; Streptophyta; Magnoliopsida; Malpighiales; Euphorbiaceae
Product: E3 ubiquitin-protein ligase AIRP2-like
Exons: 5
Coding region: 143-901 (252 amino acids)
Biological process (GO): protein ubiquitination
Molecular function (GO): ubiquitin protein ligase activity
Source: RefSeq, a predicted model, not a curated record